Argentina anserina (silverweed cinquefoil) is the source of this 1299-nucleotide messenger RNA. RefSeq lists its product as uncharacterized. The record is from RefSeq and is a predicted model, not a curated record. NCBI's taxonomy places the organism in Eukaryota, Viridiplantae, Streptophyta, Magnoliopsida, Rosales, Rosaceae. The transcript has 2 exons. The coding region runs from base 47 to 1159 and encodes 370 amino acids.
UUUGGGGAGCUGGAAAACCCUAGUGAUGGUUGUUAACUGAUUAAAGAUGAAGCUCGCGCAGGUCUCUUCGUCUCAGUCGAGAGCUUCGGUUUUCUCUCUACAUGGAGUGCCCAAGUUGCCAUCUUCUUCCUUCGGAGCUCGUAAAGUCGUUGCCUUUGAUUCAGUAUGUGGCUUUUGUAGAGGACGUAGUCGGAACAAAGUACCUGCCGGUGGCAUUGGUGCAUUAGCAAUGAGAAAUUCCUGCUGCAGUGGAUUCUGCAGCUUACGUCGUAACACAAUAGAAAUGGUGUCGUUGAGAAAGAUGCGUGGAAAGAUAUUUAUGAGGGCCUUUUCGACGUGCUCCUCACCGUUGAUAUCUACGAGUUUUUCUAUGGUGAUGCGUUCCCAAUCAGCACUUGCGUUGGUUACCCGGGUUGUGCUGUCUGAUGCUCCCCAGCGUUCGGACGAGUGGUUUGCCUUGCGGCAAAACAAACUGACUACAAGCACCUUCAGCACUGCCUUGGGGUUUUGGAAAGGAACCCGUCGACCUGAGCUAUGGCAUGAGAAGGUGUUUGAUUCAAAGAAAGAUUUCGAGCAAGCUUCUAAGAAUGCCAUGCAGUGGGGUGUGGUUAAUGAAGAGGUGGCCAUAGAGCGGUACAAAAGGAUAACUGGUCGUGAAGUUGGUACAUAUGGAUUUGCAUCCCAUGGAGAAGAGCAGUUUGAUUGGCUUGGUGCCUCCCCUGAUGGUCUGCUUGAUUGCUUUCAAGGUGGUGGCAUCCUGGAAGUGAAGUGUCCUUAUAACAAGGGAAAACCAGAGCAGGGUCUGCCCUGGUCAACGAUGCCCUUCUAUUACAUGCCUCAGGUGCAGGGUCAAAUGGAGAUAAUGGAUAGAGAUUGGGUUGAUUUAUAUUGCUGGAUGCCAAAUGGAAGCACAAUAUUCCGCGUAUGCAGAGACCGUAGUUAUUGGGACUUGAUGCAUGAAAUUCUAAGGGAAUUUUGGUGGGAAAAUGUGAUUCCUGCAAAGGAGGCUCUUUUGCUGGGAAAUGAAGAAAAGGUCAGGGAAUAUAAACCGACUUCUACUCACAAAAAAACUGGCCUUGCAAUUGUUAAGAGUCUGGAGUUAGCAAGAGAAUCAAAGUUGCUGUGUAGGGAGAUUGCUGGUCACAUCGAGUUUUACUAACUACCACUCUACUGGCAAAAGGGUGAGGAACCCUCAUUUUGUAUGUGUCAUUUGAAUUAUAUUAUACAUCGGUGGCAAUUGAUUAGAUGAUUUAGACCUUAUCUUAUAGUUUUUAUUGUUCAAAAUUUUCAAUUAAUUAA